AUGCAUCUCUCAGUGUUUAUUGCAAAAUGUAUGAUAUGGACGGUAUUUUCAGGGGUUGUGUAUGCUGCACCGCCUACUCCGCGACGCAAUGACAAUCAGACCACUUCUAUUUGCCGCAGAACUAAAGUAGCCAUCCUAGGCGCUGGUGUUGCCGGCAUAAGUGCAGCUCAGGCUCUUUCCAACGCCUCUAUCACGGACUUUCUGAUCAUCGACCGCAAUGAUUAUAUUGGCGGAAGAUUAGCACAUACUACCUUUGGCUCUAAGCCGGACGGAACACCCUAUACUGUCGAGCUCGGAGCGAACUGGAUCCAAGGACUGGGAGCAGCGGAUGAAGAGGCACCGGAGAACCCCAUCUGGACGUUCUCGAAGAAGUGGAACAUCUCGAACACCUACUCGAAUUAUGACUCCAUCCUGACGUACGACGAUACCGGAGCAACUGACUUUUCAGAGCUCCUGGAAGAGUUUGACAAUGCCUGGGAUGUCGCUGCAGUGGAUGCAGGAGUAAUUCUCACCGAGAAUCUGCAGGACACCUCGGCACGUGCCGGACUCAGCCUCGCAGGGUGGAAGCCCAAGCAGGACAUGAAGAAAGCUGCGGCGGAGUGGUGGCAGUGGGACUGGGAUGCCUCGUACUCGCCGGAUCAGAGCGGUUUUGUGUUUGGGAUUACAGGCGAUAAUCUCACCUUCAAUCAGUACGGCGAAGAUAACAACUUUGUGGUGGAUGCGCGAGGCUUCAACGCGUGGCUCGUCGGAGAGGCAUCGACGUUCGUGGACCUGUCUAGCAAUGAUCCGCGCUUGCUCCUGAAUACCACGGUGUCCAGCAUUGAGUAUUCUGACUCGGAAGUUACCGUCCGACUGUCCGAUGGCGAGUGUAUAUCGGCCGAACAUGCAGUCUGCACUUUCUCCCUGGGCGUCUUGCAGAACGAUGUCAUCGAGUUUGAGCCCCAGUUGCCUCGGUGGAAGCGAGAGUCCAUCGAGCAGUUCCAGAUGGGCACAUAUACCAAGGUUUUCUAUCAGUUCAACACAACUUUUUGGCCGGGAGAUGUGCAGUUUUUCCUGUACGCGGACCCAGACAAGAGAGGUUACUAUCCAGUGUGGCAGUCCUUGUCGACCGAGGGCUUCUUACCUGAAAGCAACAUCAUUUUCGCGACUGUUGUAGAUGACGAAUCUCAUCGAAUUGAGAAGCAGAGUGACGAGCAGACCAAGGCGGAAGGCCUGGAGGUCCUGCGCCGGAUGUUCCCAAAUGUCGAUGUCCCUGAGCCCGUGGACUUCUUGUAUCCGCGGUGGACAACAGAGCCAUGGGUUCAUGGAAGUUACAGCAAUUGGCCAGUAGGGAUGACGCUGGAGAAACACCAGAACCUGCGGGCCAACGUCGGAGCGCUGUGGUUUGCUGGCGAGCACACCUCGGCGCAGUACUAUGGGUUCCUGCAGGGCUCGUGGUUUGAAGGGCGAGAGCGAGGUAUACGUAUCGCUGCGUCGCUGAAGGGAAAUGACACCUCCAUGGAGACCUAUGAGGUGUUGAAGGGCACGACUGAGAUUUCCGAGUACGAUGCCGCGAAUGGGUGGCCGGUGAGCAGUUUUCUAAACUACAAUUGA
Messenger RNA from Diaporthe amygdali, 1593 nucleotides. RefSeq lists its product as uncharacterized. Gene Ontology annotation, molecular function: oxidoreductase activity. The transcript has a single exon. The record is from RefSeq and is a predicted model, not a curated record. Lineage: Eukaryota; Fungi; Ascomycota; Sordariomycetes; Diaporthales; Diaporthaceae. Bases 1 to 1593 code for a protein of 530 amino acids.